GCAGAGGCAGCAGCAGCAUCAAAGCAAGGCGCAAUCUGAGGCGGAGUCGGAGACAGAGCGUUGCAACAAUUCGCGUCGCAGCAGCGCCGCCAGCAACAACAACAAAUAGCCAAAACUGAGCAGCGUUCGGCAAAGCGCAACAACAAUUACAAUUGCAAAAAAAUCGGCAACAAAAUCAACAACAAACAUACAACAUACAACAACAGUGGCAGCAACUAAGCGUCGGAGAGCGGCAGGUAGCAACAAAAAGAGGCACAACAACAGGCGACAGAGUCACAGCAGCCGGAGUGCGAGCCGCAACAGAAGCCGCAGCAGGAGCAGAAGCCGUAGUCGGAUCAAGAGUCAUAGUCGCAGUCGAAGUCAAAGUCGGAACAGCAUCCAGAGCCCCGAUCGCAGUAUACAGAGUCCGCCGCGCAGCAUACGGAGUCCCAGCCCCAGUCCCAGUCCCAGUCCGAACAGGAGUCGCACCAGCAGCACUUGUAGCAGCCACAGUUGCAGCAGCGAAAGUGAAGCCAGCAGCAUGUCCAAGGCAAGCAGCACAGCGACACCCACUGCAGCAGCAGUUGUUGCAGCAAGUGCAACAACAAAUGCGACGCAUGCGAAUGCGAAUGUGAAUGUCAAUGCAAAUGUGAAUGCCAAUUCGAAUCCCAAUGCGGAUUUCAGUGCAUUCGAUUUCAAUGAUAGUUCGGAUAAUUCUGAUACGCCGCUAGUGCCACGCCCACCAUUUCUGAGUCGAGCUGCAGCGGCAGCAGCAGCAGCAGCAGCGGCAGCAGCAGCCGCACUGAGCAGCAGCGGCAACAAUUCAAAUUCCCCAACAUCAGGCGGUGGCGGCAUGCAACAGCAGCAGAACAUGCAGCAGCAGCACCUCAACAACAACAACAACUUGCAACAGAACAACAGCAACAACAACAAUAACAAUUGCCGCAGUAGCAGUCGCAGCAGCAGCACCUCCCAAAGCAGCCUGGACGAUGAGGAGGAGGAUGAAGAAGAUCAGCAACACCAGCAGCAACACCAGCAGCAACAGCAACAACAAAGGGCUGCUGCAGCAGCUGCCGUUGUUGCAGCAGCAGUUAGUGCGUUGCAUAACGGUAAACAGCAGUUCAACAACAACAACAACAGCAUUAACAACAACAGCAAAGUGCGAGAGCCGCGAGAGCUGCACGAUCCACAACAGCAGCAACAGCAACAGCAACAGCAACAUCCAGAUGAUGAGGAAGAAGACGACUACGACGAGGAUGAUGAGGAAGAUGAUGAAGAAGAGCCACACCACCUUCACCAACAGCAGCAGCAGCAUGGCAAUGGAAUUGGCCAUGACCUCACGCCCACGGAUCUUCGUCACGUUCUGCCAUCCAGCACCAGCCAUCACGAUCAUCUUCACCAGCAGCAGCAGCAGACACAAUUGCAGACGCAGUUGCAGCCACAGCAGCAGCAGCACCAUCCCCAGGAUCACGCGGACUACGACGACGAUGGCGAAGAUGAAGACGAUGAGGAUGAGGAAGAGGAUGAGGCGGCCAGCAGUCACCUGGACAGCCAGGCCACCCUCACAUCGGCCCACCUGAGCAGCGCGGCGGCUGCGGAGAGCAGCGGCCUCCACAUGAGCGCCGUUGCUGCGGCGGCAGCAGCAGCUGCAGCAGCGGCUGCGGCCGCCGUCAAGCUAAACGCACAGCUGGAGCAGCAGAACGCAACAGCGCUGGAUAUGGCCAGCGUGGGUCCGGUGGGUAGUGGCGCCACAGUCCCUCAAAUGUCGAUGGUGACCGCACCGAGCAGCCUCAUUGGUGGCAACAGCAACACCAGCUUUUCCACCAACAACAACAGCAACCAUGCCCUCAGCUCGACGCACGGCAGCACGGGCGGAGGCGGAGGCACCGGCGGUGGGGUUGGUUUGCCCAACGAUGUAGCGGCCAACGGUCGAGGUGGUGCGGGCAGUGUGGGUCCCACCUCCCAGCAGCAGCAGCAGCCCCAUCAACAACUGCAGCAACUGCAGCAACAACAGUCGGGCAGCGGCAGCAGCAGCGCUGCCAGCGAGCGUCGCAAGUACCGCCACCAGAACUACAGCAAGAACAUCUACAUAGGCACCAAGAACGCCGAAAAGUGGGAGCACAUGCGCACCCGACUCCAGUUCAAGAACGAUGUGGAAUUUGUUGCCUAUCUGCUCAAUCUGGCCGACAACGAUACGGAUCGACUGAACAACCUGCCACCGCCUUCGCCGGCUCCCACGCCCACCAAGGGUUUCGAUGGCAAUUUUAAGCUGGAACCGAAUCUCAGUGUCAAGGACUUUGCGCUGCCCCCAGAGUCCACGUCGAUGAAUGGCACAGGGAAUGGCAAUGGGAAUGGUGACUCUGCCUCGGCGACCUCUGUGGCUAUGGUAACGCCCACACCGCCGCAACGUAAGCGCUACAAGAAGCGGGUGCAGUUCUCCACGGACUCGCUGAAUGGAUAUGCGGGCGGUAAAGCAACCAAAGGGGGAGCAGGAACUGCACCAGGAUCGGCAGCAGCUGGUGGCUAUCACAGUGGCUAUGCCAAGUCCAAGAAGCAGGAGGCCAAGGCAGCGGCGGCCGCCUUGAAGGCCGGAGCAGCUGCAGCGGCGGCAGCAGCGGCGGCUGCGGCUGCCGCCAACUCCUCGGCCCUUCCCGAGGUCCUCGACUGCCGCAUCGCCGAGAAGAUAAAGAGCGAGCUGGAGGCGAGCGCCAGUGCUGGCGGCAAGGAGCCGGCAUCCCUGCCCAGCGCCCUCUGCCUGAAGAAAGCCGCAGCGGCGGCAGCUGCGGCCGCGGCGGCAGCAGCAGCAGCGGGCAGUGAAGAGGAUGACGAGGAGGAGCAUUCGCAUUCGCAUCCACAUCAGCAGCAUCCACAUCUGAUGGGUGCCGGCAUGGCCAUACCCUUGGGCGUCGCCGGAGGCGUGGAAGUGACAGCCAAGACGGGUGCAGAUGCUGUGGACGGCACCGCAGCCAGCAACGGGCAAAUAGGCAACUUCCAUGUGCGCUCCAAGAGCCAUGGCGGUGGCAAGAAGUCGCAAGCCGCAAAGGCAGCAGCAGCGGCGGCAGCAGCAGCCGCUGCGGCCGCAAUGAUGCCACCAAAUUCCAGCUACGACGAACCGGAGGAUGAGUCGGCAACGGGCGGAACGGUCGUCAACGAGGAGGAGGACGACGAUGAUGAGGAGCUGGACGAGGAGGCGUUGGCACGCGAAAUGAAAAUGGAGCAAAACUUUGUGGAGGAGGAGGACGAGCAUGAUAUUGCAUUCCGGUCGCAGCAAUCCUGCCGCGAGUGCUCCAUCACGCACGACCACAAGCUGUGUCCGCUGCGCAAUGCCUGCGGCAAUGUGACGGAUGCCGUCGAUCUGGCCGAGUGGAUCGAGCGCCGGAAUCUGGAGGCGCUGGCCAAGCUGAAGGCGGACGCGCACCGCCAGGCGAAGCGGGGCCGUGGUCCGCGUCACGACGACGAUGAGGAUGACAUGGAGGACAUGGACAUGGACGAGUCGUCGCAGCUGUCAGAGCUGGAGACCAAGCCGCUAAUAACCUUCGCAGAGGCAUCGGUGCCCGCCGAGUUUGAGCUGCACAACGUCGAGCCAAAUGUCACUGGGGUCUUUGCCCGCACCGAGGUCCGAGCGUACACCAAGCUGGGGCCGCUCAUCGGGCAGCCGGUGCAGACGGGCGAGGUGCGCGAGGGCAGUGACAUGAGGUGGAUAUUCGAGAUGUGCGAGGCCGGAGCGGACAAGUCGUACCUUCUGUGCUGCGACAAUCCCAAUGCCUCCAACUGGCUGCGCUUCAUACGGCCCGCACCCUGCUACGACGAUCGCAAUGUGAAUCUCGUGUCCAUCGAUCAGCAGGCGUACUUUGUCAGCUGUCGCGAUCUGCGGAACGGCAUGGAGCUGCUCUACUGGAGCGACGACUGCAACACUAUGUGGCGCAAGAAGCACACGGAGAAGAUCAACUGCGGCGGUUGCAACCUGAAGUUCGAGCAUCCGCUCUACUAUCGCACCCACUGCUCUGUCUUUCAUGAUCCAUCGAUGAGCCUCACCAUCCGAAAGUAUCACUGCAAGGUGUGCGGCGAGGCUGUGCUGGGCAAGGACAACAUUAUGAAGCAUGCCGCAGAGAAGCAUGACGGCAAGGGUGCCUAUCAGUGUCAGUUUUGCAACAAGUUCUUUCUGCGCCUCAACUACCUGGAGAUGCAUCGCACCUAUGGCUGUGCCUCCAAUCCGAAUCGAUCGCGUCCCGUCUGCGAUUUCUGUGGCCGCAAGUUCUGUCAGCCACAAAAGCUCAAGGCGCAUAUCAAGCGCAUGCACAGUGAUAUGGCUGAAGUUUUACGAGAUUUUCAGUGUAAAUUAUGUUCAAAACUUCUAGGAUCGCGUGCGGCACUGCAGCGUCACUCGAAGGAGGUGCACAGCCGCAACUCCACCGUCGUGAGCUGUCCACGCUGUCAGAAACUCUUCCAGAAUCGCAGUAAUCUCAAGAUCCAUAUGCUGACCCACUCCGGUGUGCGUCCAUUCAAAUGUGCGGAGCCCGAAUGCAAUGCGGCAUUCACCACCAAACAGUGCCUGCAGUUCCAUUACAAGAAGGUGCACAACUACACGCAGGAGCAGAUGCCAAAGAUUGAGCGGAGUGUGGCCUACACGUUCGAUGCCUAUUCCGGCGGUAUGAAAGUGGACUUUCUGGAGCAAGCACCGCGGAGGCGGCGCAAGAGCCUUGAGGACCAGAACUCGAUGCUCAGCAGCUCAAUGCAGAGCGACACGGAGUUUAGCGAUGACAACAUCUUCGAGGCCAUCAAGAAGAGCGGCAAAUCGAUCAAGGAUCUGUGCCGCAACGAGCCGAAUCUCUCGCUGCUCAGCUCCAAGAUUUCCAGCAUUUUCGGUGAGAAGGUGCCCGUGGUGGCAGUCCCAGUGCCGGUUGCCCAGCCCUCGGCCGGCGUCUCGCUCCCACCCGUUGGCGCUGGCCGCAAGCGAAAGCGCAAGAAGGAGCCAGCCAAUUCCACAACCGCCCAACAGCAGCAGCAGCAGCAACAGGCGGCCCUCCAGCAGCAGCAGGCGCAGCUGCAUCAGCAGCAGCAACAGCUGCAACAGCACCAACAGCAGCAGCAACAGCACGAGCAACAGCAGCAGCAACUGCACCAUCAGCCGCUGCAGCAACAGGCCUCACUGCAACACCAACCACUGCAGCAGCAGCAGCAGCACCAACAGCAGCAGCAGUCGCAAUUGCAUCACGAACAGUCCUCCCACCAGCAGCAGCAACAGCAACAGCAGCAACAGCCGCCGCCACAGUAUCAUCCUCACCACCUGCAUGCCCACUCGCUGCCUCACCAGCAGCAGCCGCAGCAGCAACAGCUGCAUGGCACCGAUCCCGACGAUGACGAGGAGGCGGAACAGGUGCGCCUCGAGCAGGUGCGUCGCAAGCAGAACGCACAACUCAGCCUGGUCGAGUCCUUCCUGACGACCACCGCCCAGCGGUUAAGUGCCCAACAGCAGGUGCAGCAGGUGGUGGCGGCCGCAGCGGCUGUUUCGGCCAUGGCCGGAGCCGGCGAUGAUCCCGCCAAGCUGGGUCACAUGAUGGUCGGCCACAUGGGCGUCGGCGUUGGUGUGGGCGUGGGCAUGGACGAUGAGGAUGACGACGACGAGGAGGAGGACGAUGGCAGUUCGGCCAAUCAUCCUGCCAGCGGUAGCCAUCCACACCAGCAGCACGGCCAUCCACACGGCUCGCAUCCGCACUCACACUCGCAGUCACACUCCCAUCCGCAUCCUCACUCCCAUUCCCACUCCCAUGCGCACGCCCAUCCGCAUCAUGCCCAUGCCCAUGCCCACAGCCACGCCCACAGCCACCAGCACUCCCAGCAGGGGGCAGGGGGCCAGCAGCAGCAGCAGCCCCACGGUGGGGAUCCCAGUGCCUCGUACCGCCAUGCGGCGGCCAUGAACGCGGUGGCCCUUGGCCAGAAUCUAGUCGUCACCAAGGGCAGCAAGAAGUGGAUCGGUGCCGAUGAUCGCCAUCUGGGCGAUGUGGCCAGCGACGUGGCCGGCAACGACUCAGGCCCGGGCUCGGGAAACGGUCUGCCCGGCAACGCUGGCGCCGGCCAGGACCUGGGCUUUGCGGUGCCACCCAGCGCCGUGGAUGAGCACAGCAAGCUGCUUGGCCAGAACCGUGACUUCCUCGCCCGCCUCAUGAGUACGGCCAGCGCUAGUCACGCCCACGCCCAUGCCCAUGCCCACGCGCACGCCCACCAGCAUCAGCACCAGCAGCAGCACAGCGCCCACAGUCGGGAGGAGGAUGAGAACAGCUCCUUCCUGGAUGUCGUCGAGUCGGCCAACAACAAUGCAGCCGCGGCAGCCGCUGCAGCAGCGGCCAUGUCCCAGUACCAUCACAAUGCGGCAGCCAAUGGUGGUGCAAGCGGAGGACCAGGUGGCCCAGGAGGCGGCGGCGGCGGCGGUGGCGGUGGCGUACCCAGUGGCGGACAUACACCCACGGGACCGGCCACUGGCGGCGGUUCGGUAACAUCCUCCAACGACGGACCCGGCCAAAUGCAAAUGAACUCCCUGACGCAUCCGCAGUCCUUCAUGAGCUCCUUCUAUAACAAUGCGAACGCAAGACUGACCGGAGCCGGUGUGGGCGUGGGCGGAGGCUCCUCGUCCGCCAGCAUGCUGGUGGAGGCGGCCCUCAAUUCCGUCGGCAAUAUGAUUGACAGCGAGAGCAGCGACCUGAAGGUACCCACCGAUAAUCACAUCAAUAGCGACAGUCCCAUGAGCGCCCAUGUGGAUGCCGAGGCGCAACGCUUUGGCGCUGGCAGCGCUGCCGGCGGAGUCGUAGGAGCUGGCGGUGGCGGGGGCGGUGGCAGCAGUGGAGGCUCAUCGAGUGCGGCCAAUGGAACGGGCAUUGGAGGCGCCAUGGAUAACCUGGAGAAUGAGCUGAAGAUGAUGAAGAAUCUGGGCAGCUUCCCCAUGCAAAUACCGCCGCUGCCCAUGUUCCAGGGUGCGUGCAACAUCUCGCCCAGCGCCUCGACGCCGACCAAUCCGCAGAGCAACCAGAACCAGAACGAUGUGGAUGUGGAUGCGGGCAGUACACCGCGACCACAUCAUCCCGAUUCCGAUGGCUUCUCUUCGUCGCACCACCGCACGCCGCCCUCGCCGCCGCCCAUCUCGCCGGGCCGCGACUAUGGUGGAAUGUUCGGCUCAGGCAAUGGUGCGGGGGGUCCAGGAUCCAAUAGCACGCCAGCAGGCAGCUCCAGUGCCGUCGGUGGAGGCGGCGGAGGUGGUGGUGGCGGUGGGGGUUCUGGGGGUGGAGCCAACAGCAUGUCGGCCUCGUCCCCGCUGCCCGCCCUGCAGCCACAGCGGCGCAACGCGUCGAGCGUGGGCAGCACAUAUCCUGAGCACGAGCUCAUCUCGCCGGCCUCCUCGCCGAGCAUACCGCGCUACAACUUCAAUGGGGACAUGAUGCGCCAUAAGCGGGCGGUGCAGGAGCAAGACCAGCACGAGCAACGCCAGCGGCACAACCUCUCGCGGCACAAUCAAAUGUCCAGUGAUGAGGAGAACAGCAUCAUGCCACAAAACAGCAGCGCCGGCCAGGACAUGCGCAUGAAGUUCCCCCAGUCACAGAUCGACCUCAUGUACUCCAAGUACGAAAGCAUGGCCAGCAACCUGAAGUACAACAGCCAGGAGCUCGACUCGCCGGCGGAGUAUCGCCAGAGCAGCAACAGCAAUGCGGCGAGUGCGGCGGCGGCUGCUGCCGCUGCAGCGAGUGCGGCCAAUGAUCUGUCCGAUCUGCAGGGCCUGGACAUGAGUUCGCGUUCGAACGCGUCGAGCAACUAUCACCACAACUUCCAGCUGCCAAGCAGUCGCUACCAUCAUCACAUUUACGAUAUACUGUCGGACCGGGAGCAGAGUCAGCAGGCCCAGGCCCAGGCGCAAGCGCAGGCACAGCAGGCAACGGGUGCAUCGGUGGUGCACCAGCAGGAGCACGGACACGGCAGCCAGCUGGCCAUGCAGCAGCAUCAGUCGGCGGCUGCCAUGCACAACAUGCUAAGCGAGCAGCUGGGCGAGCAGGAGCACGACCAGACCACAUCCGUGGACCUGAGCCGCACCGCCAACUAUGUUGUGUCGUCGCCGCCACAGCUGCCGUACAACCAUCCGCAUCACGACAUGCUGCGAAUGGCCUCGCUGGACCUCACACCGAACACGGCCAACAUGGCCGUGGGCAACAAUCGGUCGUUCCUCUCCACGCAAAUGCAGCACCAGAGCCGCGAUACCCUAGAGCACCAUCGCCUGCUCUCCACCGUCGAGCAGCAUCGCAUUCUGGCCGCCUCGAAUGCCGCCGACCAGCAUCGCCUGCUGGUGGAUCCCACUGCCCAUCUGCUGAUGGAGCAAAACAAUCGUCUGCUGGGCACCGCCGAUCAGUCCCGCCUGCUGGGCGAGUCGGCGGCGGCAGUGGCCCAGAAUCGUCACAUGGCACGCAGCUUUGGGGCCUACCAUCAGGUGGCAUCGAGCAACUACCAUCCGGGCGUACGACCGCCGCCCGUACUACCCUCAGCGAAUCAUCAUGCCUCGAGUCCGUCAAACUAUCAUCCCUUCCCCGCCUACUACUAAGGGUGAGACUAUGAAAACUAAGUAUAUACUGUGGUAUGACGAUGAGUUGCCUGGGACAAUAGUGCAAUACCUAGAAGGAGGACUCCAUUUCACGUAGUUCAAUUCGAAGCGCAACAAUAACUCUACUUCUACGCCCAUCAAUCUCCUUUUUCGAGCUACAAUUUCAAAGUGUGCCAAUCCAUUUAAGUGUUUAGAUCCUGUUUAAAAUUUUGUGUGUGGCAUUUGGCAUUCUCCUCACCAUUCGACGGCUGGCAAACACACCCACAAAUAUGUAUAGUUGUAUAGGAAGCAUAAAAGAUAAAUAUUAUAAAUAUAUUAACAGUAAAUGUAAAGCGAAAAUGCUAAAACAUAAUGGACACAGCAGAAAGCCUGCAGCA
This is a messenger RNA of Drosophila guanche, 8934 nucleotides long. RefSeq lists its product as uncharacterized. Gene Ontology annotation, biological process: regulation of transcription by RNA polymerase II. Gene Ontology annotation, cellular component: nucleus. Gene Ontology annotation, molecular function: DNA-binding transcription factor activity, RNA polymerase II-specific; RNA polymerase II transcription regulatory region sequence-specific DNA binding. Lineage: Eukaryota; Metazoa; Arthropoda; Insecta; Diptera; Drosophilidae. The transcript is spliced from 8 exons. The record is from RefSeq and is a predicted model, not a curated record. Bases 521 to 8557 code for a protein of 2678 amino acids.